AUUCCAUGGUUGUUCUUCUUCAAAGAAAGCUACCGUCAGUCUGAAUUGCAAAGGUAUCUUUUGCAUCAUAUUUGUUAUGCUAUAAAGUUCAUUUGCGUUAACUUCUUUUUUUAAAGAAAAUGUGAUGCUUUGGCUGUUUAAUGAAUUACAGGACAUCUUCCUGAAACUGACAAUGGGUAUUUGAUGCUGCUAUGUAAAUCAUGUGUGGAGUGUUGAAAAGAUUCUCGAGCUAGCUUUGCUUAAACAGCUGAUGCUAAUGAUGGUUCUGUGGCCACUAGAAUUACUUUUCUGUUUAUUGGAUCUGCAAAUGUUAACAAGACUCAUCCACCAGAAAUUGCCAAAAGGGAAGUGGUUCUGUUUCGCGGAGAACAAAAGCUUCCGUAAUCACUUCUGAAUCCUGUACUAAAAGUUUAGUGGGAACCUGUGCACCUUGUAAAAGUUCAGGGGAAUUUUGGUUUCUUUUUCUUUUGUUGGAAGUGCUUUGAAUUACCAUUCAGUACCUUUUCUCCUCAAAGCUUCUAUAAGGGAAAAGUUUUCCUGAUAUCUAGCCGGCAUUGAACAAAUUGGAUGCACAUGCUGUUUCUGAUACCUUCAAUUAUCAAAAUGUUGAAAUGAGAAACUGAAGCCGGUUUUAGAUGGUAACAUUUUCUAUUGACCAAGAGGCCCCUAGAGAAACCAGGCUGCAAGGUGUGAUUGAAAGUAGUUGGAUAUUGUGUUUUGGUGGCAAAUAAACAUUUACCAGCGUUGAGUAGGAGAACAUUUUCUGUAACGUGUAAAUGCUUUGGUGGACGGUUAUAAGAGUGUCUGAAAUUCAAUGGUUGUUCCUCUUUAAAGAAAUCUACUGCAUCAUUAUGAAGUGCAGAGGAGGACAUCUUCCUAAAUAGGCUGAAACUAACAAUGGGAAUUUGAUGCAACUGAGUAUUGAUAUGUUGGAUUUUCUUUUCUGAGUAGUGAUAUGCUGUGGGCAAAAAUUGUUGGUCUCAUCUUUUGUACUUGCUGCAACUGUGAGGAAUAUAUGGGCUGUCUGAAGGAUCACCAUUUGGUAGACCUUAGGGUGAGAAUUUUCUCGUUAUAUUUUGCAGUUCUAUUGCCACCCGAAUUACUUUUCUAUUUAUUUGAACUACAAACAUUAACAGAAGUGGUUUUGUUGCUCGGAUUGCAACAAAAUUCAUUCUUUUUUGUAAAAUUUUGUAGUUUGUGGAGAUCAAAAGUUUCCAGACUCAUGCACUUCUAAAUGUUUUAAGGAGGCCAACAACAGGAUGAGUGUGUUCCUCUACGGCUCUACCGACAAUUUCCCGUGGUACUCUGUACUGUAAAUAUCGCCGGAACGUCUUCCAAAAAGAAAAAUGUGUAGAGCAUUAUGUUAAUGUUGUGGCAGCUGGAAGGGAUGCUGGACUUGAUCCUGAAGAACAGGCAUUUGUUACUGUCAAAACUCCAGAUUUUGAGUUUAGUGGAUGUGCAUUAUGAAAAUUGUGCUGGCAACAAAUAUUGCAGAGAGUAGUAUUACUAUAGAUGAUGUUGUGUAUGUCAUUGACAGUGGAAAGGCAAAGGAAACUAGUUAUGAUGCCCUGAACAAACUGGCUUGUCUAUUACCAUCGUGGAUUUCUAAGGCUUCCGCACAUCAGAGACGAGGUCGUGCUGGCCGUGUGCAACCUGGAAUUUGUUAUAGACUAUAUCCAAAAAUGAUCCACGAUGCAAUGCUUCAGUAUCAGUUACCUGAGAUUCUCAGAACACCUUUGCAAGAGCUAUGCCUGAAUAUCAAAAGUUUGCAGCUUGGAACUGUUGGAUCAUUUUUGGCCAAAGCACUUCAACCCCCAGAUGCUCUUGCCGUUCAAAAUGCAAUUGAGCUUCUUAAAACAAUUGGAGCUUUAGAUGAUAUGGAGGAGCUUACUCCCCUUGGUCGCCAUCUUUGCACUCUACCAUUGGACCCAAAUAUUGGGAAGAUGCUUCUUAUGGGGUCUAUCUUUCAAUGCCUCAAUCCUGCCUUAACAAUUGCCACAGCCCUUGCACAUCGUGACCCUUUUGUCCUACCAAUAAAUAGGAAAGAGGAAGCUGAUGCAGCAAAAAGAUCCUUUGCUGGUGAUUCUUGCAGUGACCACAUAGCACUUCUCAAAGCCUUUGAAGGAUGGAAGGAUGCAAAACGAAAUGGAAGGGAAAGAGCAUUCUGUUGGGAUAGCUUUUUGUCCCCAGUAACCUUGCAGUUGAUGGACGAUAUGAGAAUGCAAUUUCUAGAUCUAUUAUCAGACAUUGGCUUUGUAGACAAAUCAAGGGGUGCUAAUGCUUACAGCCAAUACAGCCAUGAUUUGGAGAUGGUCUGUGCAAUCCUUUGUGCUGGACUCUACCCAAAUGUUGUGCAGUGCAAAAGAAGAGGAAAGCGAACACAAUUUUACACUAAAGAAGUUGGGAAAGUUGACAUCCAUCCUGCUUCUGUCAAUGCAGGGGUUCAUCUCUUCCCUCUGCCGUACAUGGUUUACAGUGAAAAGGUGAAAACAACUGGCAUCUACGUCCGAGACUCUACAAAUAUAUCAGACUACGCUCUACUUCUAUUUGGUGGUAAUCUCAUCCCUAGCAAAUCCGGGGAGGGCAUUGAGAUGCUUGGUGGUUACCUUCAUUUCUCUGCAUCAAAGAGCGUUUUAGAGCUAAUACGGAAAUUGCGUGGGGAACUUGAUAGGCUUCUAAAUAGGAAGAUUGAGGAACCGGGGUUGGACAUUUCUGUGGAGGGAAAAGGAGUGGUUGCUGCUGUGGUUGAGUUAUUGCACAAUCAUGAUGCACGUUACUAAUGUCUCUACUUUUUUCCAAAUUAACACAGUUAAGCAGCAGUCCUGCUGCCAUUCCUUUCUUCUUCUUUUUCCUUCCUAGUAAGCAACAUGAGAACCAUUGAAUUCUGCCACUAACAUUUUUGGGCAUUAGGAUGCAUGUAAUUUAGUUGGGUGGCUAUAAUAUUAAUUUUAUGAUUUUUUAUGUAGGAAAAAAUAACAUGGAGGAUGUUUUAGCGAUCUCAGUUUGUAUUUAGCUAUAACAUCUAUAAGGGUUGAAAUU
Molecule: messenger RNA, 3039 nt
Organism: Corylus avellana
Lineage: Eukaryota; Viridiplantae; Streptophyta; Magnoliopsida; Fagales; Betulaceae
Source: RefSeq, a predicted model, not a curated record